Egretta garzetta (little egret) is the source of this 471-nucleotide messenger RNA. RefSeq names its product serine/threonine-protein phosphatase 5-like. The transcript is spliced from 4 exons. Gene Ontology annotation, molecular function: protein serine/threonine phosphatase activity. NCBI's taxonomy places the organism in Eukaryota, Metazoa, Chordata, Aves, Pelecaniformes, Ardeidae. The record is from RefSeq and is a predicted model, not a curated record. The annotation marks the transcript as partial. Gene Ontology annotation, cellular component: nucleus; cytosol.
GGACAGCAGGGGCCCGAUGGCCCUGUGGGUACUUGUCCCUGCUGUCCCCUCGUGUCAUCGGCCACCGGGGGCGGGGUUCAUUUCACAGCCAUCGAGGAUGAGUACAGUGGCCCAAAGUUGGAUGGCGGCAAGGUGACGUUGGCUUUCAUGAAGGAGCUGAUGCAAUGGUACAAGGAGCAGAAGAAACUCCACAGAAAAUGUGCCUACCAGAUCCUAGUGCAGGUGAAGGAGGUGUUGGCCAAACUCCCCACGUUGGUAGAAACGACGUUGAAGGAGACGGAGAAGGUGACGGUGUGCGGGGACACCCAUGGACAGUACUACGACUUGCUGAACAUCUUCGAGCUCAAUGGGUUGCCCUCCGAGUCCAACCCUUACAUAUUCAACGGGGACUUUGUGGACCGUGGGUCCUUCUCAGUUGAGGUCAUCCUCACGCUCUUCGGCUUCAAGCUCCUCUACCCUGAUCACUUCCAC